CAGAACCCUAACUAUGCUGAUUCUGAAACUGGGUCUGUGUCCGAAAGAUUUCAUUACUCGUAUAAAAGGGCUGGGAGUUCAAAUUCGACGCCAAAAAUGAAAGGGAGAUUGAAAGUUCUGUCUAGUGGCGAAAGUACGCCAGUAUCAGUAAGUGGCCGGAGCGAAUCAGUUGUCGGUAUGGAAGAUGAUGAUGAGUCAAAAGAGUGGGUUGCCCAAGUGGAACCGGGUGUUCUAAUCACGUUUGUUUCCCUGCCUGAGGGUGGAAAUGAUCUGAAACGAAUUCGAUUCAGCCGUGAGAUGUUUAACAAGUGGCAAGCUCAACGGUGGUGGGCUGAGAAUUAUGACAAGGUCAUGGAACUAUACAAUGUUCGUAGGUUCAAUCGACAAGCAGUACCAUUGCCAACUCCUCCGAAGUCUGAAGAUGAGAACUUAAAGCUUGAAUAUGCUGAGAGUAGCCCUGUAACACCUCCACUAACCAAAGAGCGUCUCCCUAGCCACUUUAAUCGUUCAACAGGGGUGGGCCAAUUGUCGUCAGGCUCUAUUGAAGGAGAUCCAUUGCAAUCUCGUCAUUAUUAUGAUGCAGGUGGUCUCACUUCGACCCCUAAACUCUCUAGCAUCAGUUCGUCAAAAAGUGAGACACCUUCAAUGGACGCUUCUGCACGGUCUAGUUCUUCAAGGGAGGCUGAUCGCUCAGGAGAGCUGUCCGUUAGCAAUGCCAGCGAUGUUGAGACUGAAUGGGUUGAAGAAGACGAGCCUGGAGUCUAUAUCACGAUUCGAGCAUUGCCUGGCGGUACUCGAGAGCUUAGAAGAGUCAGGUUCAGUCGUGAAAAAUUCGGAGAAAUGCAUGCCAGGUUGUGGUGGGAAGAGAACAGAGCCAGGAUCCAAGAACAGUACUUGUGAUUUAGGACAUCUUUGGAGUUCAAAUUUAAAUUCAUCCAUAAUUGGUGUCUCUAUGCUCCUUUCUUUGACAUUAAUCCUAGUGUUACUCUUUUUUGUUUUCUUUCUCUUUUAAUUUAACUAGUGCUUUUUAGGAUUUUAUGUGGGUGAUUUUUUUUUUAGAAACGAGGGUUAUUUGAGGGUGCAAUGAUGUGUAGUGAUUGUUAAAGAAGAAAAUUGCGAAUCACAUGAAACGUAGCUCAUGUUAAUACAUCUACCUAGUUUAAUUUGAUUUAUGAGAUUGCAUUUUCAUAUUUG
Nicotiana tabacum (common tobacco) is the source of this 1194-nucleotide messenger RNA. Lineage: Eukaryota; Viridiplantae; Streptophyta; Magnoliopsida; Solanales; Solanaceae. The record is from RefSeq and is a predicted model, not a curated record.